AUGAUGGAUUUUGACGAAAGGGUCCCCGUCGGAUCGAACAUGUAUUUGCCCAGUUGCACUUAUUACGUCUCGGCGGGGGCUGAUUUCUCCGGUCUUCCCUCGUUUUUAUCCCAGACCCCGUCCACCCGCCCCAUGACAUAUUCCUACUCCUCUAACCUGCCGCAGGUCCAACCCGUCAGAGAGGUGACGUUCAGGGACUAUGCAGCCAUUGACGCGUCCAGUAAAUGGCCGCACAGGGGGAACUUGCCCCAGUGCUACCCCAGCGCGGAGGACAUGGUGCACCGGGACUGUCUGUCGGCGCAAACGGCCGUCGUAGGGGACAUGUUCGGUAAAAACAGCCCCGCAGCCGCAGCCGCCGCGUACCACCACCACCACCACCACCACCACACGAGCGCCGGCUCCGCUUCCACCAAUUUCUACGGGAACGUGGGCAGAAAUGGCGUGCUGCCACAAGCCUUCGACCAGUUUUACGAGACGGCGUACGGGAACGCGUCGGAGAGUUCUUCCACAAAUGGCUACUCAGGUGACAAAACCCCGACCAAGCAGCCCAGCUCUGCGCCGGAGGACGCGCCGUCGUGCAGGGAUACCGAAGCGAAGGAGCCGCGGGAUGAGACGAGCAGCCCGGAGUUAUCUUCCGGCAACAAUGAGGAGAAAUCCAGCAGCAGCAAUGGACAGAGGACCCGCAAGAAGAGGUGCCCGUACUCCAAAUAUCAGAUCAGAGAACUUGAACGAGAAUUCUUUUUCAGUGUGUACAUUAACAAGGAGAAACGCAUGCAACUGUCUCGGAUGCUCAACCUCACCGACCGACAAGUGAAGAUCUGGUUUCAGAACCGCCGCAUGAAGGAGAAGAAACUGAACAGAGAUAGAUUACAAUAUUAUACGUCUAACCCUCUGCUUUAG
Chelmon rostratus (copperband butterflyfish) is the source of this 900-nucleotide messenger RNA. It is a transcript of the gene hoxa11a, whose product is annotated as homeobox A11a. The transcript has 2 exons. Gene Ontology annotation, biological process: regulation of transcription by RNA polymerase II; anatomical structure development. Gene Ontology annotation, molecular function: RNA polymerase II cis-regulatory region sequence-specific DNA binding; DNA-binding transcription factor activity, RNA polymerase II-specific. Lineage: Eukaryota; Metazoa; Chordata; Actinopteri; Chaetodontiformes; Chaetodontidae. The record is from RefSeq and is a predicted model, not a curated record. The coding region runs from base 1 to 900 and encodes 299 amino acids. Gene Ontology annotation, cellular component: nucleus.